Messenger RNA from Guillardia theta CCMP2712, 1026 nucleotides. RefSeq lists its product as hypothetical. Bases 1 to 1026 code for a protein of 341 amino acids. Gene Ontology annotation, cellular component: Set1C/COMPASS complex. The record is from RefSeq and is a predicted model, not a curated record. NCBI's taxonomy places the organism in Eukaryota, Cryptophyceae, Pyrenomonadales, Geminigeraceae. Gene Ontology annotation, molecular function: histone binding. The transcript is spliced from 2 exons.
AUGGCGGCUCCCAGCACGGCGGUCCUCAACUCAAACCCGACCGUUGCUAUCUCCGAGCAUAGUAGCAACAUGAACAACAACGUGAAUGAGGCAGGGAAUGUUCGAAAACCAAACUAUCAGCUUCGCUAUUUGCUUGAGGGCCAUGAAAAGGCUGUAGCGUCCGUCAAAUUUUCACCCUGCGGAAAGUAUCUCGUCAGUGCAUCCGCUGACAAGACGAUUAUGCUGUGGGAUGCAGCCACAGGCGAACACAUUCACAAAUUUGUGGGCCAUACCCACGGGAUCUCUGACUGCGCCUGGUCUACAAGAUCUGAGUACAUAUGUUCCGCUUCCGAUGAUCAGACGAUUCGAAUCUGGGAUGUUGCUGAGAAGAAAUGUCUGAAAGUUCUCACCGGUCACACUAGCUAUGUCUUCAAUUGCUCCUUCAACCCUCAGUCAAACCUGAUCGUUAGCGGCUCGUUCGACGAGACUGUUCGAAUAUGGGAUGUGAAGAGUGGGAAGUGCUUGCGGGUGCUGCCAGCGCACUCUGAUCCUGUGACGGCUGUUCAGUUCAACAGGGAUGGGACCUUAAUUGUGUCCUGCAGUUUUGAUGGGCUGUGCCGAAUUUGGGAUACCGCGACAGGUCAGUGUCUUAAGAGCUUGAUAGACGACGACAAUCCUCCUGUAUCCUUUGUGACUUUCUCUCCGAACUCGAAAUUUAUUCUGGCCGGUUCGCUGGACAACAAACUUAGAUUGUGGGACUUCACCAACGGCAAAUGCUUGAAAACAUACACAGGGCACACGAAUCAGAAAUUUUGCAUCUUUGCGACCUUCGCAGUGCACGGGGAGGACAGAUGGGUCGUGAGUGGCUCCGAGGACAAGGGAGUAUACAUAUGGGACGUUCAAUCAAAACAAGUUGUGCAGAAGUUGGAGGGGCACGGGGACACCGUCGUUGGGGUGUCGGCCCAUCCAACGAUGAACAUGAUCGCCUCAUGCUCGUUGGCUGGCGAUCCCAGGAUUCGCAUCUGGGUUGAUGAAUCCUCCAAGUGA